AUGGCGACGACAACAGCAGCGCGGGACAUGGAGGUGAGGCUGGUCAACGGCAUGGUGCUGAAGGUGCAAGUGGAGGAGAUGGCGGGCGGCGUGGGGGAGCAAGUGACGGCGUUGGAGGCGAAGCUGAGGGAGCAGGGCGACGCCAUGGCUGCCAUGCAGCGCGACUUGGCCGACAUGCGCCGCGCCAUGGCCCUCCUCAAGGAGAUGGCGGCGGCGAGCGCUUUGGCGGAGAAGGGGAGUAAAGGGAGUGCGUGGGGGGAGGCAGCGGAGGACAUUUGCAUGCAGCCGCUGAAGGGAUCACGGGAGAAUAAGCUUGCUGCGAUUGAGGUGGAGGAGGUGAAGGCGAGGGUGGAAGCGGCGAGGGGGGAGGCGCGGGAAGCGGCGAGUGAGAUGCGCGGGGAGAUGGGCGCGCUGAAGGCGGAGCUUGCGCGGAUGAGGGCUGCGGCGGAGCGGCAGGCGGCGGAGGUGGCGUACGUGAAAGCGACGGCGGCGCACUCGGAGGCGCGCAUCAACGACGUCGAGCUGGCGCUCGCCGCGCGCAAGGACGGCAAGGCGGGCGGCGAAGGAGUGCAUGCGGGGGCGGAGAGGCGCGAGGGGAAGAGGCGGAAGAGUAACGAGGUAGGGGACAAGGGGGGGAUGGAAGACGCGCUGAUUUCUAACGGUGGUGCGGUUGUAGAAAAGCGGGAUGAGGCGGAUAGGGAUGGCGAAGCGAACGGGCGGGAGAAUGGUGCAGCAUGCGAUACGGAGGCUAAGCUGCAGGGGAUUAGGGCGCGAGUUGAAGCUCUGGAGAAAACGAGCGCUGGAGGAAGCAAGACGUGGGAGGGGCUCCAGAAGAUUGCAGCAGAUGCUAAAGAUGUUCAAGAAUUGAUCAGGGAUACGUUCCCUCAAAUGAUUGUGACACCGGGGAGGGAGGUGGUGAGGGUGCACGGGGGGUUGGGUUGA
Messenger RNA from Closterium sp. Naga37s-1, 942 nucleotides. Lineage: Eukaryota; Viridiplantae; Streptophyta; Zygnematophyceae; Desmidiales; Closteriaceae. The record is from the annotation of a GenBank genome assembly.